Messenger RNA from Daldinia childiae, 930 nucleotides. RefSeq names its product putative c6 zinc finger domain-containing protein. The coding region runs from base 1 to 930 and encodes 309 amino acids. The transcript has a single exon. Lineage: Eukaryota; Fungi; Ascomycota; Sordariomycetes; Xylariales; Hypoxylaceae. The record is from RefSeq and is a predicted model, not a curated record.
AUGCUCCCGCUUUCCGAGCAUAGAACCUCUGAGUGGGAUGAAGCGAUCGGCUUUAACUCCGGAUGUUCCGCGAGCAGGGACCCCCUAGAGGUACACAGCCUCUUUACGGCGAAGCUAGAUCGGCACGAAUGCCUCAAAGAGCUCUCCCAGCUUAACGUCGACCUGCAUGCUCAUUGGCGAGCCCUCCAGGAAUUAGACGAAAGCGGGGGAGUAAACUUCGUCACGUUCUGCGACCAUCCGCCUCCCCCGGUCGGCGAUGGGGUGUCGCUUGCCGAGAAGCUGCUUAUCAUGGCGCAAAGAUUCCAACAGGCUAUUACGAAUCUCAUUUGGGUUGUAAAGCAUGAGCCCAAGCCGCUACACCAACCUGGACAUGUCGUCGCUGACGAUGGAAUCACAACCGAUUCUUCUUCGUCUUACGUUGGGGAGCCGUUAUUAGGGCCUCUAGGUCGGGAGGAGGAUAGUUUCCAACCCACUUUUGGAGAUACAUUGGCUGAGCCAGAUGUGUUAUUAUCGUCCCCGUUCGUCUGCGUACUCGUCAGUUGCUACGUGCAAAUGAUCAACCUCUGGGAAAUCAUGUUCUUCCACGCACACCGGCGGGCCAUCGGCAUCGACCGAUACCCCCUUACGCUCUCCGAUCCCAGCAAGGGCGUUCAGCUAGGCGCCUUCUACAUGUUCAGCGGAAGACUGACGAGCAUGUUCUAUUGCCAAGCGGUGCUGUAUUUUCUCGACAACAUCGACCGGGGACUAGGUAUAUUGCCAGAGCAGAGGCAACAGGGCGUUUCGGGUUUGAUAUCACAUGCCCGCCAUUUCGAUAUGCUCCAGAAAGAGCUUGGUGGUCAGUUUAGCGAGGGGGGAAACGAACGGGUCCGGGGGUUGAAGGAUAUGGUUGAGAAAGCCAGGCUGCAUUCGGUACAAGAGUCGGGAAUUUAG